Molecule: messenger RNA, 426 nt
Organism: Blepharisma stoltei
Lineage: Eukaryota; Ciliophora; Heterotrichea; Heterotrichida; Blepharismidae
Source: the annotation of a GenBank genome assembly
AUGUCUAACUUAUUGUAUUUUACAAUUUUAUCAUAUAAAAAUUCCCUAUAUUUUACUUAUAAAUGAUUCUUCAAAAAUUCAAGCAUGGAGAGAAAAAAUUCAUACGAAAUUCAGCCUUUAAAUAUAGAAAAAUUACAAAAACGCCAAAAUUCUAUACGCUCUAUUUCUGAUCAAAAAAAUCUAAAAAAUAAUCCUUUUUCAAGGCAAAAUUUAACUAUAAAAGAAACUGCUUUUAAAACUGACACGCAGCAUAUUGAUAAUACUUACGAAGACAUCAUAAACGGAAAAGAUAUCGAAAAUGAUAAAAACUCAGUACAAUCUGACACUCGUUCACAGUCUCUUAUUCAAAAUGACAUAGUAAAACUUUCGUCUUGUACAAUAAAAAUCUUCCAUAUAGCUCUAGUUUUAUCAGUAAAAUUUAUUUAG